AUGUCCCAGACGCGCCGGAAGUGCCCCGUCGGGUUGAUCAUGAACGGGCGAAGCGGCGCCGACGGUGUCAAGCCGUACCGGAGACUCAAGAGCCCCGCUGGACGCCGCGUUGCCUUGGCGAGCUGCCCCCACUUGUCGCGAAAACUCGUCGAGAAGCGCAGAUCCCCGCGCGCUGGGUGCGGUUUCGUUGCCAUGGAGAUGAAGAACCUCGUGGUCAAGCGCAUCGCGCUUCUGUACGACAAGCACAACUUGUCGCCCGAGACGCUCGCACACGUGACCGCCGUCGCGGCGCAAGGCUCAGCGCCAAGCAGAGCGCGCGCUCGGUGGUUGCGAUAA
Saprolegnia parasitica CBS 223.65 is the source of this 336-nucleotide messenger RNA. RefSeq lists its product as hypothetical. The record is from RefSeq and is a predicted model, not a curated record. The transcript is spliced from 2 exons. NCBI's taxonomy places the organism in Eukaryota, Oomycota, Saprolegniomycetes, Saprolegniales, Saprolegniaceae. The coding region runs from base 1 to 336 and encodes 111 amino acids.